AUGGCCGACCUCCGUCACUCGACCGACGGGCCUUCCCCGCUCUCAGAAGAAGGCUACGAUGAAUCGCUCCUCCCAGACUUCUACCGCGAAUUCAUCAGCGAGACCGACCUGGAAGCCUUCGCCGCAGCACUCUCCGCUCCGGACCCCUCGCCCUUGACUGACGACCUGACGUCUUCCUCGCGCAACAGCAGCUUGUUCAUCACGGCGCAGAGCGAUUGGGCGCCCGUGCAUCCGACCAGCCGGCUCGCGGGAAAGGGCAAGCGUCGGGGAGGCGAGCGGAAGAAGAGAAGGGGACCGCAGAGGCGGAGCAGAGAUGAGACGCGGGAGGGCUAUCUGUACACGCUGCUGAAAUGGCCGCUGCUAGCGAUUGUAGGGGCGUGGGUGGUCGGGCUGGCGGUGACCUAUCUGUUGACGAGGCUGUAUAUCUCGUUGUAUGAACAUUUCAUCGCCUGGAGAGGGAAGCGGGAACAGUUGCGCCGGAAGUUACAAGCCACGGCGAAUUAUGCGGACUGGGUGGAGGCAGCGAAGGAAUUGGAUACCUUUCUCGGGAAUGAUAAGUGGAAGGCGGAAGACGAAUAUGCAUAUUACGACCACAAGACUGUGAAAAGAGUCCUGGAGCAAAUCCGCAAAUGCAGGAGGAAGAUUGAAGAAGAGGGGGAAAAGACGGUUGCAAAUGGGGCUUCAGCGCCUUCGAAAUCGAUCGAGGAGUUGAAGGCUCUGAUUGAGGCUUGUGUAAAGAACAAUUUCGUGGGGGUGGAGAACUCGAGGUUAUAUUCGCAGACAUAUUAUGGGACGAAAAACCUGGUGCAGCAGUUUAUUGAUGAAGUCGAGAGGGGCCUCACAUUGCUCGCGGAUACCAAUCAAAUCGGGAUGGAGGAGAAACGAACAUUGUUCAAGCGGAUGCAUGCCAACUAUGGACGAGUAGCAUUAUGCUUGUCUGGCGGAGCUUCGUUUGCAUAUUACCAUUUCGGUGUUAUAAAGGCCUUGCUCGACGCCAACCUUCUUCCAGACGUGAUCACUGGCACUUCUGGCGGAGCGCUUGUAGCGGCCUUAGCAGCUACCCGCACGAAUGAUGAACUGAAAGCGCUCCUUGUUCCUGCACUCGCAGGCCGUCUCAAGGCCUGCUCGGAGCCUUUCAGUGUAUGGUUUCCGAGAUGGUGGAAGACCGGUGCCAGAUUUGACUCGGUAGACUGGGCUAGGAAGUGUAGCUGGUUUACGAGAGGAAGCAUGACCUUCCGCGAGGCGUAUGAGCGUACGGGCAGGAUCCUCAAUAUCUCGUGCAUCCCAGCAGAUCCACAUUCCCCGACCAUACUCACCAACUACUUAACUAGCCCGGAUUGUGUCAUCUGGUCUGCGGUUCUUGCCUCUGCUGCCGUCCCUGGAAUCCAGAAUCCUGUGGUGCUAAUGAUGAAGACCCGCGAAGGCAACCUGGUUCCGUAUUCCUUCGGCCACAAAUGGAAAGAUGGCAGUCUCCGAACAGACAUACCUAUCAAGGCUCUGAACCUCCACUUCAACGUCAACUUCAGCAUCGUCAGCCAGGUCAAUCCCCACAUCAACCUCUUCUUCUUCUCCUCCCGCGGCUCCGUCGGCCAACCCGUCACCCACCGGCGCGGGCGCGGCUGGCGUGGAGGCUUCCUCGGCAGCGCCACCGAGCAAUACAUCAAGCUCGACCUCAACAAAUGGCUCAAGGUCCUACGGCACCUGGAGCUGCUCCCGCGGCCGCUGGGCCAGGACUGGAGCGAGAUCUGGCUGCAGACCUUCUCGGGCACGAUCACGGUCUGGCCGCGCACCAUCCCGUCGGAUUUCUGGCGCAUCCUCAGCGACCCGGACCCGAAGCAGCUGAGCCGCAUGCUGCACAUGGGCCAGCAGAGCGCCUUCUCGAUCCUCAAGUUCCUGGAGAACCGCAUGAAGGUCGAGCGCGUGAUUGAGCGGGGCAGGCGGCAGACGAGGGUCCGAAGGGACUCGCUGGAUAGUAUCAUGAGCGAGGCUGAGAGAAGCAGGUUGUUGAAAGGGAGCGGGAUGAAAUCCGGCACGGACUCGGGGACGGAGGAGUCGGAUGCUGUUACGACGGGGGAUGAUUAA
Molecule: messenger RNA, 2082 nt
Organism: Amorphotheca resinae ATCC 22711
Lineage: Eukaryota; Fungi; Ascomycota; Leotiomycetes; Helotiales; Amorphothecaceae
Exons: 3
Coding region: 1-2082 (693 amino acids)
Biological process (GO): lipid metabolic process
Molecular function (GO): triacylglycerol lipase activity
Source: RefSeq, a predicted model, not a curated record